Messenger RNA from Actinia tenebrosa (Australian red waratah sea anemone), 2449 nucleotides. RefSeq lists its product as uncharacterized. NCBI's taxonomy places the organism in Eukaryota, Metazoa, Cnidaria, Anthozoa, Actiniaria, Actiniidae. Gene Ontology annotation, biological process: cell migration; enzyme-linked receptor protein signaling pathway. Gene Ontology annotation, cellular component: cytoplasm. Gene Ontology annotation, molecular function: signaling adaptor activity; receptor tyrosine kinase binding. The record is from RefSeq and is a predicted model, not a curated record.
GGCUAUCGUGUAUUAUUAAUGAUUCAUAAAUUACUCACCUCAGAGACUUGGUGAAUUAUUCUUUAAGCCAUGGCGAAGCUUGGGGAUGAUGUUCUUGAGUGGCAGACCGAUCAACUUGUGGAAUGGCUGCAACAGGAAGAGAUGAAUGACUGCAUAAAACCCUUCACUACAAGAAAAAUGAAUGGACGUUCACUAGUGAACCUCUCAGAAUUAGAAAUCAAGGCCCUACAUCAUGUUUCAAAUGACAGUAAAAAAAAGUUAAUCAGAUCAAUUGAAAAGUUUAAACGCAGAAAGAAAGAGAAAAUGGCAGCAAUGUUUGGAAACCAAAAACUAGUACAGACUGUAAACACAAGGAAACCUCCAUCCUUUUGCCAGGAAGAUGAUGCUGGCAGCGACGACGAUGGCUGGGGAACAGACGAAUGGGAUAGUGAUGGCUCACAAGAUGCGUCGUCCGACGGUGAUUACCUCGAACCUGAGGAGGACCUCUCCAAAACAGGUUCCCUAGGAAGAGAAGCUGUUUCCGUGCCUACUGGAUUGGUUGCACAGCUUCGAGCAGGCAUCGCUAGCAGUCUUACAAGAUCACACAAGGCCCCACAACAGAGCUACCAAGAUGAUGAAGAUAUUUAUGACGAGCCUCCAGAAGAAGAAGAACUUUAUGACGAACCCAGCGAUAGUUCUGGUGGAGCGGUUGUUGUAAGACCACCUAAAAAACCUCCCAAACAAGAAGACAAAGGAGAAUACUUACUACCUAGAGAGAUGGACGGAGAUCAGGAUGUAUACGAAGCGCCUUUAGAAGAAGAAGAAGAAAUAUCUCCAAGACCCCCCGCACGACCGAGCAAAGCCAACAGAUUUAUCCCUACUCAAGUAGUUCAAGGAAACAAGUUUGUACCCAUCAGAAGCAGCAUCRAUAACGAUGAAAAUGAGACGUAUGAAAUCCCUGAACUUGAAGACCAAGAAGACAGCUAUGAAAUACCUGGAGAACAGACCGYUCCCCCACCCAGACCGCCAAAAAAGUUCAGCGCUCCUGUCAACACUCCCCUCAAACAAGCUAAACAAUCGAAACCAUUUCCACCUCAAAAGCCACAGGUUUCGCCUGGAAAGCCUUCAUUCAAAGUUCCUUCGCCUCAGCCAAGUAAUCAAACACAAGGAGCUACGAGACGCUUUCCGGGAACGAGUGCUCAACAAAGUAGUUUAUCACCCCAAGGCACACCAUUCCGAACUCAGCCACCGCCGCCUGCACAAACAAAGUUCCAGCCACCACUAGGGAGAAAACCUACACCAGAACCGAAAAAAACAGAGUUUGGUGGAUACCCUGGACGACAAGAGAGGAGUCCUCCACCAAGUCCUGUGAAAUCUACAGGUGCAAGUAUAGCUCCAGUGCCGGGCCCUAGAGCUGGGAUCUUGAGUAAGUCGGAACCCCGUCCGUCUCCAAGAGGAUCCCCUCUUCCUCCAGCAGCCCACAGGAAGCAGGCACCCCUACCAACAGAAAGACCUCCUCCACCAGAACCCAGGGCUACGCCAGGAGUGGAACCCGUGCCGCCUAACCAUAGAGGUUUACCCUCUGUGCCAUCGCCACAGAUGACAGAACCAGUACCUCCCAGACCCCCGAAGAUAGGCCACCCUGCUGGUAMCCCACAGCCAAUGCUACCGCCCAGACAGGGAGUUCCUCUGCCUGCUCCGCCUUCUGCUCCCUCUAGUCUGAGAGACCAAAGAGAGCAGUCAUCUGCUUCAAGUAUUGAGUCUACCUCUGCAGAUGAACCCGUCAUCUCACUACAGCAUCUUCCUAAACCAGGAAAACGAAGUCUUCCACCCACUCCCACCGUAGAUUCUAAGAAGAGUUCAUUAGAGUUAAUGAAGGAAGCUCCGUGGUUCCAGGGACCUGUGGAACGAAAAGCGGUCGAAGAAAGUUUAAAGCAAUUUAAUCAGAAUGGCGCCUUUCUUGUACGCAACAGCACCAAGAGUCCCAACGACUACUCAAUGUCUUUGAUCUACAAUGGAAAUGUUCGCCAUCUAAGAAUUCCUCAUAAAAACAACAAGUAUGUGUUAGGAGAUAGCGGCAUUCAGCAAUUUGACUCCAUCAUAGAUCUCGUGAAUCACUAUCGUCAAAAUGAAGUGGACCUCAAGAAGGGAGGCAAGACUAAACUAACAAUAGCAUGCCAAGUCUACAAAUCCUAACAUAAAUGGAAAUCUUAUAAUCAGAAUAUUACAUGGACAGCUGUGAAGGACUUCAGGUUCACUCCAGCUGUAGAACACAAAGCUUAUUUGGAAUUUAGAUUUUUAUAUAUAAUAAGGAUAUUAUGCACUGUAAUUGAUGAUGGUUCAAGGGAUGGCCAAGGUAUCCUAGUUGUUGUAUCACUACCCAGUUAGGCAAGUUAGUUGAUAAGUUGUUUCUAAUACAAUUAAACUGCAUUCCCUUGGAUUAAUGUAGAUGAGCAGGACUCGGAGACAA